Molecule: messenger RNA, 4853 nt
Organism: Corylus avellana
Lineage: Eukaryota; Viridiplantae; Streptophyta; Magnoliopsida; Fagales; Betulaceae
Source: RefSeq, a predicted model, not a curated record
CUCACGCCAAAACAAAACUCUGUCUCUCUCUCUCUCUCUCUCUCUGUGUGAGACUUGCUUUCAGUUUCACACAACGAACAGUCUAUUCAAUUUGGUUUCAAAUGUAGAGAGAAGAUACGGAGAGUCGGAGACGAAGGACGGCGAGCUUUUUCCCUUUAGAGAGCGAAUUCUAAGUUCACCGCGAGUUUUUCACCGAGAUUUCGUGCACUCGCUGAAUUUUUCCAUGUCUUCGAGCUUCAGCCCCUCGCGGAGCCCGGGGAGCUCGCGGCUUCAGCUCGGCGGCGUUGGCGGGUUUUCUCGCCUGAGAUCAUCGUCGCUCAAGAAGCCGCCCGAGCCGUUGCGCCGAGCCGUGGCCGAUUGCCUAUCCUCGUCGGCAGCAGCUUCAGGCUCCUCGGCUGCUACGCCGCACCACGGACGCCCCUCGGCUGCGUUCCUCUCCGAAGCUUCUAGAACUUUGCUGGACUAUCUGGCAGCUCCUGCAACAACGGACCUGGCGUACAGUGUAAUUCUAGAACAUACAAUUGCAGAGAGGGAGCGCAGCCCGGCUGUAGUUUCAAGGUGUUUGACGCUUUUAAAAGGCCAUCUACUACGAUACAAACCAAGUGAGGAGACAUUACUGCAGAUAGAUCGGUUUUGUGUGAACACAAUUGCUGAGUGUGAUACUAGUCCUAACCGAAGAUUGUCACCAUGUUCCCGAUCUUUAGAUCAACAAGCAGGCACAUCAGCAGCAUCUAUAAAUAUAUCUCCUUUGCCUGUAUCUAGUUUUGCUUCUGGGGAACUUGUGAAGCGAUUGAAUUAUGUCCGUUCCUUAGUGGCUCGACAUAUUCCAAAACGGUCUUUCCAACCAGCUGCCUUUGCUGGAGCGCCCCCUACAUCAAGACAGUCACUUCCAACAUUGUCAUCUUUAUUGACUAGAUCCUUCAAUUCUCAAUUAAGCCCUGUAAGUGUUGGAGAAUCUUCAGAGCAGAUAGAUGCUACUACUUUACCUGUUUCAAACUUAUCAAUCAUCGAAAAAGUCGAUGAAUUGGUAGAUCAUGAAUACAUCGCACAUGAUGUUCUGGAAUGGCGCUGGCUUGGGGAGCAUCAAUCAUCAUCUUUGCCUGCUGAAAGUGAUCGUGGUGUGAAUCCCCAAGACAGGAGAGCACGUAAUUUCCUAGAAGUUGGUGCAGCAGUAUUACUUGUAGGAGACAUGGAAGCUAAAAUGAAGGACCAACCUUGGAAAUAUUUUGGAACUGCUGAUAUGCCUUAUCUUGAUCAACUAUUGCAGCCUUCGCCAGUAACAACAGCUACCAACUCUGCCUAUGCCCGGCCCCACUUAAGAGCAAUAACAGCAUCUAAACGCACUAAACCAGGGCCUCGUCAAAUUUGGGAGGAGUCUCCUGCAAGCACAUUCCGUCCGAGGGCUCGACAACUCUUCCAGUAUCGACAUUACAGUGAACAACAACCUUUGCGAUUGAAUCCUGCUGAGGUAUGCGACGUCAUUGCUGCAGUUUGCUCAGAGACAUCUUCAACAAAUACUAAUCUCAUGACAAUCUCAUCUAAAUUAAGUAAUAACAGUGGAAAGCCAUCCAUGGACGUGGCUGUGAGCGUCCUUGUCAAACUUGUUAUUGACAUGUAUGUUUUGGAUUCUGGGACCGCUGCUCCUCUAACUCUGUCUAUGCUUGAGGAAAUGCUUAGUUCUCCAAAAGCAGCUUGCAGGGCUCGUGCUUUUGAUUUAAUACUGAAUCUUGGUGUUCAUGCUCAUUUGUUAGAGCCAAUGAUAACUGACACUGCCUCCAUUAUAGAAGAAGAAUAUUCCCAGGAAUCUUAUUUUGACAAUGAAGCCCAACUUACAAUCCAUGGGAAGAGAAAAGCAGAUUCUGUUAAGAAGAUGGGCACUUUCUCAGCUAUCGAUAAUUUUGAAUCUUGGAUUUUAAACAUUUUAUAUGAGAUACUGCUUCUUCUUGUUCAGACAGAAGAGAAUGAAGAAUCUGUUUGGGCAUCUGCUCUAAGCUGUUUACUUUAUUUCGUCAGCGAUAGAGGCAAAAUCUGGAAAAAGCGACUAAAUGGUCUGGACAUAAGGGUGAUUAAAGCACUUCUAGAAACAAGUAGGAAGAAUUCAUGGGCAGAAAUAGUUCAUUGCAAGCUUAUUUCCAUGUUAACAAACAUGUUUUAUCAUGUUCCUGGUGAACCUAAUGAGGCUGCUUCAAGUACUCCAACUUUCCUUAUAGACCAGAUUGAUCUGAUUGGAGGAAUUGAGUUCAUUUUUCUUGAGUAUUCCCUCGCGAACUCAAGGGAAGAAAGGAGAAAUCUGUAUUUGGUACUCUUUGACUAUGUUUUGCAUCAAAUAAAUGAAACAUGCAUAGCUACGGGAGUCAAUGAAUAUAGCGAUGAUGAGAUUCAACCUCUUGCUGUCCUGCUCACUCUUGCAGAUGCGCCUGAAGCAUUCUAUAUAUCUGUUAAGAUUGGGGUGGAAGGCAUUGGGGAGAUUUUGAGAAGAUCAAUUUCUUCUAUGCUGUCCAAAUAUCCCAAUAGUGAAAGAUUAAAUACGCUCAUGGAGAUUGUAGCAGAGAAACUUGAUGCUAUAAUAAGCUCAUUCACUCAUUUAGAUGAAGAGUUCUCCCAUAUGAUGCAAAUAACCAAAUCAUACAAAUUUUUGGAAAGCAUUGAAGAUACAGUUUCAAGAAAUGGUAUUGGCAUGACGGUGAAGCUCUCAUGGGCCAAUUUACAUUCUCUUCUUCAUUCAGAAAGAAUUCCAUACCGCCAGAAUGGUUACAUAUGGUUAGGCGAUUUGCUUAUUGAAGAAAUAAGAGGGAAAAGAGACGCUAGUAUCUGGUCUAAUAUUAAAAACUUGAAGCAGAAAAUUGCGCUUGCUGGUCCUCAUGACUCUUCUGCUGCUUCAGAUGUUCCUUUGCCCAUUUGGCUUUUAUGUGGGCUUUUGAAGUCAAAGCACAAUUUCAUAAGAUGGGGCUUCCUAUUUGUUCUGGAGAGGCUUCUCAUGCGAUGCAAAUUUUUGUUAGAUGACUAUGAAAUGGAGCACUCUAAAAGCACCAAGUUUGGGCAUGCAGAAAAUGAUGGCCGUCUUGAGAAAGCUAAUGGAGUGAUAGACAUAAUGAGCAGUGCUUUGUCCUUGGUGUACCAGAUAAAUGAAACAGACCGAAUCAAUAUUUUGAAGAUGUGUGAUAUACUGUUCUCUCAGUUGUGCUUGAGAGUUCCCACUGCAGCUGCAAUGGCAUAUGGAGAUGAUGUGCACCAAGACAAGACAAUGAAAGAAGCUGACAGCCGAUCCAGCAAUCCUUUAGAUCAUGAGACAGCCUCGAUGGCAGCACUUCUUCUUUGUGGACAUGCCAUUGUUCCUAUGCAGUUAGUGGCACGUGUUCCUGCUGCAUUAUUCUAUUGGCCACUGAUUCAGCUUGCUGGCGCAGCAACAGACAACAUCGCAUUAGGUGUUGCCGUUGGAAGCAAAGGAAGAGGAAACCUCCCUGGUGCCACAUCAGAUAUUCGUGCUACCCUUCUGUUACUUUUAAUUGGUAAAUGUACUGCAGAUCCUGCUGCAUUCCAAGAAGUUGGUGGGGAAGAAUUUUUCAGGGAACUUUUAGAUGAUACUGAUUCAAGGGUGGCAUAUUACUCUUCGGCUUUUCUUUUGAAGCGUAUGAUGUCUGAGAAACCUGAAAAAUACCAACACAUGCUUCAGAAUCUUGUUGUAAAAGCUCAGCAGAGCAACAAUGAAAAGCUGUUGGAGAAUCCAUAUCUUCAGAUGUGUGGCAUACUUCAGCUGGCAAAUGAUUUUGGAACUGGGUUGUAAUAUGAUGAUGUGGUUUUGUGGAACUUCAUAUUCCUUGGCUUGAGGAUGCUGGGUGAAUUGAUGUCACCGUGGAUAGUUCUCGUGAUCUUACAGCAACUGGCAUUAUGUCUGUAACUGGAUAUGCUUGAUUAUGCAGGUGUGGAAAAGUAAUUUUGAAUCUGAUUCACUAAAGUACUUCUAUCUGGCAAAAUAUUGAAUUCAACAUUGGAGUAUGAGGUUUCAACAAAAAAGGAUAAAGUGGCCUAGGUUAUGAGGUUAGCCCAGUUGAUCGUAGAAAAUUCUUUUUGGAGUCUAUUUUGUGCUCCUAGAAUCAGCCAUUAAUUACCAAGGAUUUCUGCAUCGAGAUUACUGGAAAAUGGUGAUCCACAUUGAUGUCUAUGUUCAGUAAAAGAUGUUAAGAUUGAUAUUCAGCUGAAGUUUAGGACUCGAGGUGCUUCAUUGAAUGUAAGCCAGAGCGGUUGUCCAGGAAACUUUUUGGAGCACUUGAUUCAUUGACAUUUUCUGCCUAUCAUCCUACCAGUAGAUGUUGCAUCAAGAGCUUGCUUGUAUCUCAGUUGGUGUUCAUCACAUUAACAGAAGACUUUCUGACAAAUUUUGGAAGAGUACUUGUACAGAAUCAGAUUUCUUUUUAGCCUUCUUUUAUUUCUUUCAUUCUUGAAGGUGACCUUUACACCGUCUUUUUUGUUGGGUAUCCCGAGUAAUAAUACUCGUGCUUGCUAAUUUAGUCUGGGGUUCAUCACCUUGACAGCAAUGAGAAGACUACAGAUCAUGUAUUUUUUUAGUGGAUAGUACACAAUCGGGGCAAGAAUGGUGGAUUGGAUCACAUGUCCAUGAAAUAGGCGGUGUCUGUUUUUAGGGACAUCUCCUAGGCGUGUCUGAUUAUUAUUAUUAUUUUUUCUUUUCUCUUUUGAUCUAUUGUUUUAUUUUUGACUUUGUAAAUACUUGGUAUUUUGUACUUUGUUUUUCUUCUCCAAUUCCCUGGCGACUGUUGUAAAAUGGCUUUUGAGAAAUUCACUUCAUCUAUUAUUUCGAAGGUUUAAUGGGUGUUGAAAAUUUUGCUUCAUGCAUA